Messenger RNA from Trichoderma gamsii, 1401 nucleotides. RefSeq lists its product as hypothetical. The transcript is spliced from 3 exons. Lineage: Eukaryota; Fungi; Ascomycota; Sordariomycetes; Hypocreales; Hypocreaceae. Gene Ontology annotation, cellular component: mitochondrion. The coding region runs from base 1 to 1401 and encodes 466 amino acids. The record is from RefSeq and is a predicted model, not a curated record.
AUGGCCGCCGCGGGGAGACUGACAUUCUUGUACCCCCAAUUGGUGCGUGCGGCUACGAGGGGCUGUGGCCCGACGCUGGGAUGGGCGACGACGGUUCCGACGACGACAACGACAACAGCUGCAACGACUGUCAGAUGGAAAAGCUUGAUUUCGAAGAGGCAUGGGAAGGCCGUUGAGCCCGCCGAAUGGGAGAAGCAGCAGCAGCUACACCAGCAGAAGCAGCAGGAGCAGCAGGAGCAGCAGGAGCAGCAGGAGCAGCAGGAGCAGCAGGAGCAGGACGAACAGGCAAAGGCGACGCAAGAUAAGACGGCGACGGAUAGUAGCACAACAGAGGAGGCCCCGGCCAAGGCCCAAGCCAAGUCUGGCAUUGGAAAACUGUAUUUCGAGAGCGGAGAGAAGACAACAGGCCAGGCUGCUGCAACAGAUGCCCCGGAGACCGAAGCAGCAGCUCUGAAGAGUCAGCAUCAGGACCCCAAGUCGGCUCAGACGCAGAGUGAUUCAAAGCCUCCAGAGCCAACGACUGCGGAAGCAGAAGUAAUACCAAUGCCACCGCCUAAGCCGCAGACGGAAUCCAGCGAUUCGACUUCGACUUCGACUGCAAGCGCCGAACCCAAGACAGACAAGCCCAAAGAUACCUCGAAGAUGAGCGACAAGCUGGAUAGCGUCUAUUACAUGAGUGCCCCGGAAAGUUUGGCAUCAUCGUCGACGCCGUCCAUGUCCCCCCCGAAAUAUGUUCAUCACUUUGACACCUAUUCCCUGGUUCAGCAGCUGCAAGAAGGAGGAUACUCAAGCGACCAGGCUACCACCAUGAUGAAGGCUGUGCGAGCUCUCCUGGCGCAUAACUUGGAUAUGGCGCAGGAAAAGCUUGUUAGCAAAAGCGAUGUAGAAAACGAGUCUUAUUUGUUCUCUGCGGCAUGCUCUGAGCUGAGCGCCGAGAUUAAAAACAAUCGCCGCGCCUCGGAUGAGCAGAUUCGACAGCAGCGCACGCAUUUGCAGCACGAAGUCGACAUUUUGACGCAAACGUUAAACCAGGAGCUGCUGACUUUGAACGAUAACGUGCGAGGAGCCUUUAACGAUCGGAAGAUGACGGUUAGAGAGGAGCAAAAGGGAGCGGAUAGUGCCAUCCAACAAAUCACCUACAAAAUCAGCAUCAUGCUGAGUAGCGACUCCAAAUCGGAAAUAGAAGGCGUGCGAUGGAUUCUCAUCCGCCGAUCCGUUGUUGGCAUCCUCUUCAUGGCCAUUGUGACGUUGGGCACCAUCCGGUAUGCUACGUAUGUCAGCCACGAGCGCCAGCGGGAGCAGGAUCGCAAGAAGAAGGAGGAGGAAGAGCUGAGAAGAGACGGUGGCAAGAGUGAUCGCACCUCUGCGCCAGAUGCGGCUGCUAUUUUGGCAGCAAAUUGA